Messenger RNA from Neodiprion fabricii, 2284 nucleotides. RefSeq names its product facilitated trehalose transporter Tret1-2 homolog. The record is from RefSeq and is a predicted model, not a curated record. NCBI's taxonomy places the organism in Eukaryota, Metazoa, Arthropoda, Insecta, Hymenoptera, Diprionidae. The coding region runs from base 425 to 1987 and encodes 520 amino acids. Gene Ontology annotation, biological process: transmembrane transport. Gene Ontology annotation, molecular function: transmembrane transporter activity. Gene Ontology annotation, cellular component: membrane. The transcript is spliced from 6 exons.
CUUGUUUCCACGGCGACCAGUUCCCACAACUCAAAUUCCCAUAUCGCGGAUUGUCCCCACUUCAAGCGUCGAGUGUCGCACACAGUGCAUUGACGAUUACACAGGACAACGUUACUUCGGCGACAAAGUUCUUAUUGUUCUUCCUGUUGGUCAUCUUCAAGAAGGAUCCCGACGAGUCAAGUUAUGGAAGCGUCUACUGUAUUCAGUAGCCUCUGAAACCAAUUCACGAUCUGGUGUAUGCAAAUGAGGGGGAUUAAACUCUGUGAGUAAUAUAAACAAAUUUCGAAGUUACAACACGGUGAAUCGUGACAGUUGAUCGUUCGUUUACGAAGAGAGGAGCCGUUCGUCUCGCGUGGUGAAAGUCAAUUCUGCACUACAGACAAUUUUCCUUAGUCCCAGCAUCGGAAUUCACGAGAAUUACGCUAUGGAAACUGCGACUGCUCUCACUGAGGGAGAUGGACAACCCGAGAAGUGCAACAGAAGAUUCAGAAGGGAAACUUUUCACCAGAUGCUGGCUUGCUUGAUCGCGAACUCUUCGGUUCUCGGACCCGCAAUGGGAGUCGGAUACAGCGCCGUUGCCCUCGGACCCCUCGGCUCACCCAAAAGCGGGAUGUCGAUUACUGAUGAUCAGCUGUCUUGGUUUGCGAGUGUGACGGCGAUCACUACACCAAUUGGAUGCAUACUGUCCGGUCUGGCGAUGCAACGAAGUCGAAGAUUCGGGAUAAUGACAACAUCGUUCGUGUCGUUGGUUGGCUGGCUGGUGAUCUACUUUUCACCAGGUUUCGGCUGCGUCCUAACUGGAAGAGCGAUUUGCGGUGUGGCCAUAGGCCUGGCGUCGGCACCGUCGACGAUUUACGCAGCCGAAGUUGCGGGCUCUAAGCUCCGGGGAAUCGUUGUGACCUGGACUAGCGUAUCGAUCGCGACUGGGGUCUUGAUCGUUUACAUGCUUGGAUUCUUCUGUAAGGAAAACUGGCGACUCGUAGCGUUGCUCUGCGGUAUGUUCGCGGCGUUUUCGUUGGUCCUGACAUUCCUUAUGAUGCCGGAAUCCCCGACGUUUCUGAAGGCUUCCGGGCGUUCGAAGGCAGCUGAAGAUUCGUUGCGGCGUCUGAACGGCGUGCGAAAGGACAAAAAGACGCCGGAACACCUCCUCGAGGAGCUAUUGAAAUCCAAUGCGAACGUCGACGAUGCGGCCAGGCCGGUUUCGAGAAUUGGCAGCAUAUUCAGGGCCGAGAAUCUCAAGCCAUUUUUCGUAAUGGUGGGCUACUUCUUCUUCCAACAGUUCUCAGGCACCUUUGUCAUUAUUUAUUACGCGGUCGACUUUGCCCGGGAGGCUGGGAUCCAGAUCGACGGGAAGCUGAUGGCCAUCUUUAUCGGAUUAACCCGGGUCCUGGGGACGCUUUGCGUGUCGUGGGUGUCCAUGAGGUAUGGACGGAGGAUUCCGUCAGUGGGAUCCGGGGCAGGGAUGACGCUUUUCAUGGGGAUACUGUCGGUCUACUCGUGGGCUUCGAGUAACGGCUUCGAGAUUCCAGACCGAGGAGUGAUACCCGCGAUCUCGAUCCUCAUGUACAUACUGAUGAGCACUAUGGGGUUCUUGGUCCUGCCAUUCGCUAUGAUCGGUGAGGUCUAUCCGGCCAGGUUCAAGGAUAUACUGUCAGGAUUGACGACCUGCCUCGCCUACGUCUUCAGCUUUAUAGCGCUCAAAGUGUACCCCGAAAUGCUUAAGUCGAUCGACAAGCACGGUGUUUUCAUCUUCUACACAGCUUUCUCACUAGCCGGGACUAUUUUCGUUGCUGCCUUGUUACCCGAAACGAAGGGCAAGACUCUUCGGGAAAUCGAGGAGUCGUACAAGAAUAACAAAAAGGCGAGUACCGUCAACGGCAAAACGAAAACUAUAGGCUGCAGUGAUGAAAAUGGUGAUAAGGAUCUUCAGCUCAAGAUUAUUACAAGCAAAGAUCAACGUCUUAAUAAUUCAAUGGACCAAGUUUAACAUUACGAAAUUAGUUAGUAUAAAUUAUAUAAUUGUUUUUAACGCAAAUGCCACUAUCAGUUGUUUUGCCAAAAGCUCGUUCUACUUAUCAUUCUCUUUUCGCAAUACCGUGCAUUGCGAUAUUUUCAUAUCUGUGUCGAACAACAUUAUCAGGACCCCCCCAAGAGCGGCAAACGAAGAUUAUCUAUACAACAUUAAGAAUCGAUUGCGAAAUGAACAUUGCGUUAUACGGCUACAUCACUAGAUAUAUAAGUAUUCAAACUGUCCUAAUCAAACAAUAAAAUUAAAUGAAGAGUG